AUGUGGGACUGUGGACUCCAAUUGUGGGACUGCCACGUGUCCCAAAGGAAAUGUUGCCCUAGCCACGGGUUUGGUAGGGAUGGUGCCGAAGGCAACCAUAGUGGAGCGCGGAGUCCCCCAAGUUCUCUUGCGAGAGUUCUCGGAAGGGGACUUGAAAUCAACUUCGGCAGGAAAUGUUGUCCUGCCGUUCGGUAA
This is a messenger RNA of Prunus armeniaca (apricot), 195 nucleotides long. The record is from the annotation of a GenBank genome assembly. Lineage: Eukaryota; Viridiplantae; Streptophyta; Magnoliopsida; Rosales; Rosaceae.